Molecule: messenger RNA, 892 nt
Organism: Nothoprocta perdicaria
Lineage: Eukaryota; Metazoa; Chordata; Aves; Tinamiformes; Tinamidae
Gene: NGF
Product: nerve growth factor
Exons: 2
Coding region: 58-777 (239 amino acids)
Biological process (GO): memory; positive regulation of collateral sprouting; regulation of neuron differentiation
Molecular function (GO): growth factor activity; nerve growth factor receptor binding
Source: RefSeq, a predicted model, not a curated record
GAGGACCCCGUUGGCGGAGCACUUCUGUACACAGUAUUCUCAGAGGUGCAUAGCGUAAUGUCCAUGCUGUACUACACUCUGAUUAUAGCUUUUUUGAUCGGCACACAGGCAGCUCCAAAGUCAGCAGACAAUGCACCUCCAGGGUAUCCUACAGAACCCUCCCCAUCCAAUCCCCACCGGACUAACAGACAGCACAUUCCCAAGACAGCUCCACAGCCAUCCCACAGGCAUUCUACUUGGACGGUAGAUAGGAGAGAAGCUGUAAAUAUCACUGUGGACCCAAAGCUGUUCAAGAAGAGGCGCUUCCGAUCCCCUCGAGUCCUGUUCAGCACGCAGCCCCCACCCGUGUCAGAGCAAGGAGAGCACACAGAAUUUCUUGGCAAUGCCGACUCUCUCAACAGGACUUCCCGGAUCAAGAGGACGGCACAUCCUGUCCUGCACCGAGGGGAGUUCUCAGUAUGUGACAGCGUCAGCAUGUGGGUCGGGGACAAAACCACAGCCACUGAUAUCAAAGGCAAAGAGGUGACAGUUUUGGGAGAGGUCAACAUUAACAACAAUGUUUUUAAGCAGUACUUUUUUGAGACCAAGUGUAGGGAGGCUAAACCAGUGUCUAGCGGGUGCCGAGGGAUCGAUGCCAAGCACUGGAACUCCUACUGCACCACAACACACACCUUUGUGAAAGCGCUGACGAUGGAGGGCAAGCAAGCGGCCUGGCGCUUCAUCCGCAUCGACACAGCCUGCGUGUGUGUGCUCAGCAGGAAGCCGGGCAGACCCUGAAGCCAAACCCACAACGACAUCCUCCUAUUCCCCUACCUCAGCCUGUAAAUUAUUUUAAGUUAUAAAGGACUGCAUGGUGUAUUUAUAGUUUAUACAGUACACACAGAACCUCAUU